GGCCCGACGUGGGAGCUACUGCCGGCUGCCCAACUCAGGAAAGGCAUCUCGGGUCCCAACAUGUGGGAGGAAGCGGGGGGCUCCGUGACCUUGCUGUGCCUCACGGCCAGCAGCGGGGUCCCCUUGUAUUGCAGGAGUCGGGGCAGCUCUGCCAAGCAGCAGCUGCCCUUCUCUGUGAUAGGCUCCCUGAAUGGGGUUCAUAUGUUUGGCUCCAACCUAGAUGUCCUGCUGACAGCUGCCUGCACAGAGAAUAUUCGUGUGGUUUGGAAAGUGUUUCAUAACAGCAUCACCCUGAUUGUCCUGUCUUCAGAUGAAGGUGCCAGCGACUUCAGCCUUGGGAGGCUCCUUGAGAAUGUCUUCAGUGCCAUGGUGCUGGUAUUGGGCUUGGAGGAACUGGUAAAUGCACGCAACAUCGAACGCCUCAAAAAGGACCUGAAGGCAUGUUUCAAACUGAUUGACAGCUUCCUGGAGCCGGGCAAAUGCAGUGCUGAUCUGACCCAGUGUGUGGAAUGUGUCAUUAUGCCCUCCAGGGAAAUACUGCAGGAAUGCCUGGAAGCCUUUGCCUUGGCAGCCGAGUCCCGGUUCGGCAGCCUACUUGUGGGCGGCCGGGUGCUGUGUGCAACGGAGCAGUGGUGGCAGCUGGCAGCCCCGGAAGCCAUGCUGCUAGUGUGGCUGGUGCGCUCCCUCCCGCCCCACACCUCCCGCGAUCUCCCUGUUUACCUUCCUCAUGGCAGCCCCACGGUUCCCCACCGCUUCCUGACCUUCCAGCUCGUGCCUGGUUUGGAAGUGGUGCUGCUCUGUGGGCCUAAUCCCUCCUUACAGCGCGUAGCUGAUGAGCUAGUGAAGAAAUUUUGGCAACCGCUGUUGGAUCUCCUGAAGGCAAGUGCCAGAGCCCCUCCUCGCUGCCUGCCUCCUGGCAUCCCUCUUGCCCCCGGCAUCCUGGGGCUGUUGCUGAUCAACCAAGAGCAGAGGAAAAGCCUCUUCACCGUGCAGCCUCAUGGUACCGGGACUGAAGGAUCUGAGAUGCCCCUGAAGAGUCGGCUUUCUGCCCUCCGCUCCUUCUACGCCUUAGCUAUCUCCUUGUACUUCCCCUGUGAGAAGCCAGAAGAAAGCGCAGCUCCUUUGCAGGAGGAGUUCCAGGCUGGCUUCUCCCACUGCCCCCAGCACUGCUAUGUGGUCUACACCACCCACAAGACCUAUGCUAUCCAUAGGAGACGGCAUCAGCUCUUCCUGGUCGUGAAGCCCGAUGUGCCCACCUUUGCUCUGCGCUCCCUGGCAAGCUCCACACUGCAGGCCCUCACAGCCGAGGACUCAGGCUUCUGAAGGGUUGCGCCCUGCUGGACUCAGAGGUGAAACUGCGGGUGGUAAGAUGGGAGGCCCUGAACGUUUCUUGCAGGCUGUGUUUAUCUGUAGUGGAGCAGCCUGGUUUUGUGGAAGAACUUUCAAGAGAGGAAUUACACAGAGUAAUUCCACUCAGCCCCUGCCCCUUUUUUUUAAGGGGAAAGCAACAG
Messenger RNA from Elgaria multicarinata webbii, 1511 nucleotides. It is a transcript of the gene FUZ, whose product is annotated as fuzzy planar cell polarity protein. The transcript has 11 exons. Gene Ontology annotation, biological process: vesicle-mediated transport; non-motile cilium assembly. The record is from RefSeq and is a predicted model, not a curated record. NCBI's taxonomy places the organism in Eukaryota, Metazoa, Chordata, Lepidosauria, Squamata, Anguidae. The coding region runs from base 61 to 1323 and encodes 420 amino acids.